Molecule: messenger RNA, 525 nt
Organism: Vittaforma corneae ATCC 50505
Lineage: Eukaryota; Fungi; Microsporidia; Nosematidae
Exons: 1
Source: RefSeq, a predicted model, not a curated record
UGCUAUGUUCUGGCAUACGCUCUUUCAAAUUUCAAAGCAGCAAACAAAAUCUACUCCAAGAAGAUAUCCAUCGAUCUUAGGUCUGAUGCUACGCAUCUCUUUUUUGAGCUCAGUUUAAUUCUUCUUGUUUUUUCGUUUACUUCAUACUUUGUAAGCUUCGGCAAUCCUCAGCGUUUACAGACACGCGAAGUAAUAUUGGAAUCAAAGAAUUCUGCUGUUAUAUUUAUAUGCACCAUGACACUUCUAGUCUAUCGUUCUCUGAAGUUUGCAGACUUCGGACCACAUAGACAAUCUGUUCGUAAGAACUGUCUUUUUAUUUCAAUAUUCAUAUUGUGUGUAUUAUUUUCUAUAGUUGUAGUCGGAUUAAUAUUUUCAGGAAAUCAAGCAGCUCUGAGCUUCUUCCAAGUAAAAAAGCUCAGCCCCAUAGAUAUAAUGCUAUGUGGUGGCUGUCUGUUUGUAUCCAUUUUGGUGACUGUGCUCUUCGAUUUCUAUGAAAGAAUGAAGAGAAAAGAAAAGGCAAGAUAA